Molecule: messenger RNA, 735 nt
Organism: Alternaria ventricosa
Lineage: Eukaryota; Fungi; Ascomycota; Dothideomycetes; Pleosporales; Pleosporaceae
Exons: 3
Coding region: 1-735 (244 amino acids)
Biological process (GO): regulation of DNA-templated transcription
Molecular function (GO): DNA-binding transcription factor activity, RNA polymerase II-specific; zinc ion binding
Source: RefSeq, a predicted model, not a curated record
AUGGUCGCAUCACGAGCCGACGCUCUCGAGAAGGAGCUCUGCGAAGAGAGAAUCGCACACACUGCGACCAAACAAGAGGUGAUCAAUCUCAGGAAGCAUCUGACGGAAUCGGAGCAGAAGCGGAGGGUUCUUGAAGGCGACAUGCAGCUCGUGGUCCUCAAGUGCAAGUUCCUGGAAGGAGAUGGUGGAGACAAGGAUGGUGGAAGCUGCGAUGGCGACAUGGGAGCAGUCGUUACCGAAGACGAAGCGCUCAGAGCUGCCCUACCCGACGCGCCAAUCCAUCAUCCAGAGAUCUACAAAUCACGUUCGAGUUCGCAUUCGGAAGAGGACGACGUCGCCGCCUCGACUCAUGGUACCAAGCGGACUUUUGAUGAAACGAACUCGGAAGAGCAGCGCGUGAUAGUAUGCAUCGACUGCUAUCAACACAAGCUCCGAUGUGACCCGGGAGAGCCUUGCAACAACUGCGCCAACUCCAACCGCGUCUGCAAAAGGGCCAAAUGCAGGGACUACGAGACUGGACAAUGCAAGCGAGUCAGUUGUCUGAGAGCACAUCGCCAGGAUGAGGAGUGGUACGAGAACAUCGUUCGCGCAGGACAUGUCCCCAGGACCGACCCAUCCAAGCCGAUCAUGCCUAGGAAGAGGCCGCGGAGCUUCCGGUACCGAAAGGACGACGAUGACAAGAUGGGGGGUGAUGGUGGUGGUGGUGGGGGUACUGGCUUAGCUCUGCGUUACUAG